AUGGAGCCAGCUGAAUUUGAGAAAAGAGCAUUAAAUGAACGUAGACGAACAUUUAAACAAUUGGAAAAAAUAGAAAUUGCAGAGACUUCUGCAUUAAGACAAAGUUUAAGAAAAAUUGGGAAGAAGGAAGAUAAAAAUUAUUUAUUUGGUGAUUUAACAAAAUCUAAAAAGGAGCCUUUGCCUAAUUUUUCUGUUGAAGCUCAACAAGCAUAUAAGGCAAUUUUUAAAUUUUUUUUAGAAUUAAAAAGUUAUCGGAUAUAUUUAUAUGGUAUACUUGUAAAUACGUUACUAGUUGAAUGUGGUCGUCACCUUAAGUGUCACUCUCACCCUGACAGAAUAAUUUUAGAGGAAAAAGAAGUUGAUGAACAAAAAGAUGAUAAUUUCCCCUUAACAAUUUUAAAUCCACUUAAAACAAUUGAUAGAGAAUUAAUUAAAGAAGAAUCACAACAACAACAACCUCUUGAAUAUAUUAAUUCUAAUCUUUUACAAAAUGUUGAAAAUAAAAAAAAAUUUGUUGAAAAUAACAAUUCUUUAAAUGAGGAUGAAAGUGUGGCAAUCUCUCGUCAUAUUCUUUCCAAGCUUGUAUUGCCUCCUAAACCUGUCCCUCCACCCGUGCCUCCAAAACCAAAAUUAAAAUAG
Meloidogyne enterolobii is the source of this 639-nucleotide messenger RNA. Lineage: Eukaryota; Metazoa; Nematoda; Chromadorea; Rhabditida; Meloidogynidae. The record is from the annotation of a GenBank genome assembly.